Molecule: messenger RNA, 522 nt
Organism: Stomoxys calcitrans (stable fly)
Lineage: Eukaryota; Metazoa; Arthropoda; Insecta; Diptera; Muscidae
Product: thioredoxin, mitochondrial-like
Exons: 2
Coding region: 1-522 (173 amino acids)
Cellular component (GO): cytoplasm
Molecular function (GO): oxidoreductase activity, acting on a sulfur group of donors, disulfide as acceptor
Source: RefSeq, a predicted model, not a curated record
AUGCUUAAAAUAGCAGCUGAAGGAUUAAUGCCUUGCCUGAAAGCCUGUGUUCAGGCCCCUUGGCAUUGUCACAAUAUGUGUAGAAGAAGGAUGCCAAAUGUCUUCACAGCUACACGGAAAUGUUUAUCUCAAAGUCAGGUGACACUGAAGCAAUUUUCAAUUGAAAAUUCCAAGGAAUUUGAUCAGAAGGUAAUGCAAAAUGAACAUCCUGUUGUUGUUGAUUUUCAUGCCGAAUGGUGUGAUCCUUGCACAAAACUAACUCCAAAAAUAUCCGCGAUGCUAAUCAAUUCAGAUGAAGUAGAUCUGGCCAUUAUAGAUGUGGAGAAAAAUACCGAUCUGGUGGACACAUUUGAUAUUCAUUCUGUGCCCACUGUAUUUGCCGUUCAAAAUGGUAAAAUAGUUUAUAAAUUUAUAGGUCUCGUAGAGGCAAAUAUUCUUAAAUCCAUGAUUGACAACUUGAAAAGUACAAAGUCGAAAACGGCAGACACUGCAAGCAAUUCAUCUGAUGAAGGCACGGCGUAA